AUGUUUGUUCUGGGUCUGAUCACCUGUGUCGUGCUGAGAGCAUUCAGUGCUCAGGCAUUAGUGGUCGAUAGCUUUGAUGAGUGUGUAUGGCAUUUCUACAGACACACAGAACCAAGCGGAAUGGAUCCAGAUGCCAUGAAAAUCUGCCAGAAGCUGCAAAAUGAAGAAUAUGAUUACACUGAUUGGUACUCGAGCUUAUAUUAUGCUACUCUGUACUCGGUUCAUCACAAGAUCCCUCUCUACAGCGCCUACACAUUGGACCCUAGAUGCUCAAUCGACACUGGAGGAUCAAACAUCUGGCACCUCGAGCCACAGAUUUCCCAACCUCGAUCACCAAUUGAUCAUAUGGUCCGUGAGAAUCAAAAUAAUAAAUACCUUUAUAAAAGAAAUCAAGCCAUCAGCAGUGACUACAGUGGCACCGGAUAUGAUCGUGGACACCUGAACCCCAACAGCUUCCAAUGCGGAGACGGCCGUACAGCAACAUACACACUGACCAACGCUGCACCUAUGAAAGAGCGUUUCAACCGUGUCCACUGGAAGAGUUGGGAGAGCACGCUGAGGAGAUUCUUAAAAGGCAUGCUUGACAGGGAUCGUGCUUUUUCAACAGCCUACAUUGUCACAGGUACAGUACCUGAUCCCAAUGUACGGAUACCACAGAGGGGAACCCCUGGAGAUCGUUUUAGGGUGUCAGUGCCCUCUCACAUCUGGACGGCCGUCUGUUAUGAACACGACACUGAUGACAGAAAGUCAUUUUCCUUUGGCUACAUUGGAAGAAACCACCCAGAAGAGCCUGGCAUAACCCUGAUGAGUGUCUCAGACCUGAAUGAUCAGCUCAGCGGGCUCUACAGUGAGCUCUCAUGGACCCAGCAGUCAAUUGAGAUUUUUGUUGAUGAUUGUUUUGGUUACAAUAAUAAAUUAGUUGAAGUUCAUGGCGCGUUUCAGAAAUUAAUUAAUAUAAGCCCAGGCAUCAGCCUCACUGAUAAUGGACAGAUGUGCUUGUAUGAUCACCCCUGUGCCACAUAUGGCUAUGACUACUACUGGUGUAAGACUAGCCUUGGUUACAUUAAAGAUGACUGGGAUUACUGCACUGAGGCGCAGUAAAGCUAAAAAUGGAAAGUAGUGCCGCAGCAAUCAUGCCUGUGCCAAAUGUUGUAAAUACAAGCCAUGGUGCUACACGGAUGAUGAAGGCAAUUAUGUGCUGUACUUCUAAUGAUUGCUAUUCAUCUGUUAAUCACAAAACCUGCAGGCCUGAUCACCUCUGUGACUACCAUAAUAAAGAUUACCUGUGGUGCUUCACAGAUAGAGAAGGCAACUGGGAUUAUUGUUGCA
Sinocyclocheilus rhinocerous is the source of this 1329-nucleotide messenger RNA. RefSeq names its product endonuclease domain-containing 1 protein-like. Bases 1 to 1101 code for a protein of 366 amino acids. The transcript has 2 exons. Lineage: Eukaryota; Metazoa; Chordata; Actinopteri; Cypriniformes; Cyprinidae. Gene Ontology annotation, molecular function: hydrolase activity; nucleic acid binding; metal ion binding. The record is from RefSeq and is a predicted model, not a curated record.